Zonotrichia leucophrys gambelii is the source of this 2522-nucleotide messenger RNA. RefSeq names its product T-box transcription factor 22 (gene TBX22). Gene Ontology annotation, molecular function: RNA polymerase II cis-regulatory region sequence-specific DNA binding; DNA-binding transcription factor activity, RNA polymerase II-specific. NCBI's taxonomy places the organism in Eukaryota, Metazoa, Chordata, Aves, Passeriformes, Passerellidae. The transcript has 8 exons. Gene Ontology annotation, biological process: regulation of transcription by RNA polymerase II; positive regulation of DNA-templated transcription; cell fate specification. Bases 1 to 1449 code for a protein of 482 amino acids. The record is from RefSeq and is a predicted model, not a curated record. Gene Ontology annotation, cellular component: nucleus.
AUGGCGCUCAGCUCCCGGGCUCACGCCUUCUCGGUGGAAGCCCUGGUGGGACGCUCGGCCAAGAGGAAGGUGCCGGAGGGUCGCGAUGAGGAGCCCGGCCCCGGCUGCCGGCCGGCCCGCAGAGCGCCGGAGGCGGAGAAGCGGCCCAAGGCCGGUGCCGAGAGCCGGGCGGGCGGGGUGCAGGUGGAGCUGCAGGGCUCCGAGCUCUGGAGGAGGUUCCACGACAUCGGCACCGAGAUGAUCAUCACCAAGGCCGGCAGGAGGAUGUUCCCGUCGGUCCGGGUGAAGGUGAAGGGGCUGGAGCCGCUGCAGCAAUAUUACAUCGCCAUCGACGUCGUGCCCGUGGACUCCAAGCGAUACAGGUACGUCUAUCACAGCUCGCAGUGGAUGGUGGCGGGGAACACGGACCACUCGUGCAUCACCCCGCGCCUCUACAUCCACCCCGACUCGCCCUGCUCGGGGGAGACCUGGAUGAGGCAGAUCAUCAGCUUCGACCGCGUGAAGCUCACCAACAACGAGAUGGACGACAAGGGGCACAUCAUCCUGCAGUCCAUGCACAAGUACAAGCCCCGCGUCCACGUUAUCGCCCAGGAUUCUCGCUUCGAUCUAGCGCAGAUCCAGUCGCUGCCGGCCGAGGGGGUGCAGACCUUCUCCUUCCAGGAGACCGAAUUCACCACCGUCACGGCCUACCAGAACCAGCAGAUCACGAAGCUGAAGAUCGACAGGAAUCCCUUCGCCAAAGGCUUUCGGGACCCCGGCAGGAACAGGGGGGUCCUGGACGGGCUCCUGGAGACCUACCCGUGGAGAGCCCCCCUCGCCCUGGACUUCAAGGCUUUCGGCGCAGACAGCCAGGGUGGGAGCUCCAGCUCUUCUCCCGUGGCCUCCAGCGGUGGGACCCCCUCUCCUCUGAACCCCCUGCUCUCUCCAUCGUGCUCCCCUCCCACGCUUCACUUGCCCGCGAGCAGCCUGGGCUUGUCGUGUCCCGAGAGCUUCCUGCACCCCCUCAACGUGCCCCUCUACUACAAGAUCUGCCCCACGAGCUUCUUGAGACAACAGGCGCUCCUCCUUCCGAGCCACGAAAAACUGGGAGCCACCAACCCUCACCUUUUACCCCACUUCAUGGUGGAUGUGCCCAAACUGUCUUCCCUGAAAAACGCCAAAGCUGAAGACUUAAACGCUCAGUGCCUACAAGCCCCCGGUCCUGCUGGUCAAAUGCUGUAUGGAUUACAUGCAUCUGGAAACAUUUUCCCAUCAAGUCCCAUUGCUCGGGAAGCACUUAAUUGUUCUUUACAUCCUCCAUAUGGCUUGUAUGGUUAUAACUUCUCUGUGCCAUCCAGACUGAUGAAUGCAGCAGGGCAUUUCAAAGUGAGUGACAGCAUUCCGGCUGCUUUGAGGGACGGCAGAUGCAAUCACUCCAACUGGCACCCCACAAUUAACCACUGCCUUUAGUGGGAUCAGAGAAUAUUUCUGAGCUGUGUAAAGCAAGUCCUUCCUUCUUUCAUAGCCAGGGGCUCAUUAGUUAUUGACUCUGAAACGCUGCAUGGUACAGGAGCAGGAUGGGCAGGCAUUUAAUCCUUUUGUUUUGUGGAUGGAGUGUUGUGUUGUUGGGUGGGUGGAGGGUUUGAGAUGACCCUGAGGUGAUACCUUUUGGCCACAUUUAUGUCACAGUUGUAGGUUAAGAGCAAACUGUCAGUCACCUUUUUACUAUUUGCACUCUCAAGUGGGGACAUUGAUGUCUGUAUUUCUACAGCUCUGUUUUCUCUCUCUUGCUUGCCUUUAGUUAGCUCAGAGCCCUGGGGAGCUGCUGCUCACCCACUCAAGUUUUAUCCCUAAUUUCAAAGGGACUCUCCAGGACCUGGACUUGGCAAAGGAGCCACAUCUGGCCAAGCACUUGAGCUUGUUCUUAAGUUCUCUUGGCUCUAAUGGGUCCUAAUUAAUGACAUAAAAGUCCCUCAUUCUCCAAGACCCCGAUGCCUCCGUUAUCAGGGUGGGGACAUAAAUCCAGUACCUUAAAUCCAAGUAUCUGCUGCCAGGCUAAAGAAAGGCAGGAUGAAAGAUGGAUGGGAUGAGAAGCUGCAGGAGUGGCCCAGAGCCCUCUUUUCCAUGCCCUACCCUCCGGUGGCACCAGCAUCGAUGGCGUGGUGGGAAGGACAGGAUGGGGUCACACAUCUCUCCCAUAUUGAGAUGGAUCCAUGCUGGGGACAUGGAGGAUACAUCUCAGAGAGUUGUGUGGGAUGAAACACCCCCAGGAGCCCUGCAGGACAAUCCUGUGACCCAGAGCUCUCAGCCCCAAGGGACACAGAAGAUCCACGUGGGAUCUCAUCCAGCCUUGCCCAAAGGAAGGGGCAGGGAUGUUCCUGGCUCAGUCCCACAGAGACCACAGAUCCUUUAUGGAGAAUUACAACUCUACAGGCCCUGGAACAUGAGAUUUUCCAUUCCUUCCAAAAUUCCUGUUUGUUUUCUUGUAACCUGUGGAUAUUCUUGUUAUUCCUGUAAAUAAUGUCCAGCUCCCAAGGGUGCCA